This is a messenger RNA of Notolabrus celidotus (New Zealand spotty), 4776 nucleotides long. It is a transcript of the gene acot9.1, whose product is annotated as acyl-CoA thioesterase 9, tandem duplicate 1. Gene Ontology annotation, cellular component: mitochondrion. Gene Ontology annotation, biological process: acyl-CoA metabolic process. Gene Ontology annotation, molecular function: fatty acyl-CoA hydrolase activity. Bases 2873 to 4201 code for a protein of 442 amino acids. The transcript is spliced from 14 exons. The record is from RefSeq and is a predicted model, not a curated record. NCBI's taxonomy places the organism in Eukaryota, Metazoa, Chordata, Actinopteri, Labriformes, Labridae.
CUGCGUCACCGCGCAGUGGGCGGGGCCGAAAACCAACACGGAAGUCGCCCUGAGGUCCUGACUGCUUGGCACCUUGGCACAGCCCUGAAGAGGAAAUCUGAGGUUUUACUCUGUUUCUGGACUCAACUCCCCGGCUUUGUUUGAGUCCCUUGAACUCUUCGGACUCCAUCAUGCUCUCACCGAGGUUCCUGUUGCUGCGGUCGGCUGCGUCCUUGACGACCAGGACGCUCUGCACGGGGGGCGUGAACCACAAGGGCAGGGCGCCGGACAUGGCUGAGGGUAAGACAGGAGCCAUGUUUGACCCGACUGACAAUCACCUGCUUUUAUUACACAUCAGUCAUCAGCCCGACACUUAGCUCAACAAAGAGCAGACGUAGGCGUUAAGUUUAUAUUUAGAAAAUAUGAACAGCAUUUUCUAAAUAUCCAUCCAUCCAUCCAUCCAUUUUCUUCCACUUAUCCGGGGUCGGGUCGCGGGGGUAGCAGUCCAAGCAAAUUGACCCAGACAUCCCUCUCCCCGGCGACACUUUCCAGCUCCUCCUGGGGAAUCCCGAGGCGUUCUCAGACCAGGCGGGAGAUAUAAUCCCUCCACCGCGUUCUGGGUCUACCCCGGGGCCUUCUCCCAGUUGGACGUGCCCGGAACACCUCUAAAGGGAGGCGUCCGGGAGGCAUCCUUACCAGAUGCCCGAACCACCUCAGCUGGCUCCUUUCGACGCGGAGGAGCAGCGGCUCUACUCCGAGCUCCCUCCGGAUGUCUGAGCUCCUGACCCUAUCUCUAAGGCCGAGCCCAGACACCCUUCGCAGGAAACUCAUUUCAGCUGCUUGUAUCCGCGAUCUUAUCCUUUCGGUCAUGACCCACAGCUCAUGACCAUAGGUGAGGGUUGGAACGUAGACCGACUGGUAAAUCGAAAGCUUUACCUUCCGGCUCAGCUCCCUCUUUACCACAAUGGUCCGAUACAACGUCCGCAUCACUGCCGACGCCGCACCAAUCCGCCUGUGGAUCUCACGCUCCAUUUUACCCUCACUCGCGAACAAGACCCCGAGAUACUUAAACUCCCCCACUUGGAGCAAAGUCUCACUCCCAUCCGAGAGAGAGCAAUCCACCGUUUUCCGGCAGAGAACCACGGCCUCAGACUUGGAGGUGCUAACUCUCAUCCCGGCCGCUUCGCACUCAGCUGCAAACCGCCCCAAUGCCCGCUGGAGGUCCCCGCUCGAGGAAGCCAACAGAACCACAUCGUCUGCAAAAAGCAGAGAUGAGAUUCCAAGCUCCCCGAACUGGAGACCCUCCUCCCCCCGGCUGCGCCUUGAGAUCCUGUCCAUAAAGAUUACAAACAGGACCGGUGACAAAGGGCAACCCUGGCGGAGUCCAACACGCACCGAGAACGCGUCCGACUUUGUGCCAAGUAUGCGGACACAACUCUCACUUUGGUCGUACAGGGAUCGGAUAGCUCGCAGUAGCGGCCCCCGAACCCCAUACUCCCGCAGUACCCCCCACAAGAGCCCCCGUGGUACACGUAUCGUAGGCUUUCUCCAAGUCAAAUAUAAACUAUAUAAAUAUAUCUGAUUGGUCAAAACACACUGAAAGAACUUUAGAUUGGAACACAAUGGACUUUAACGGAAUGGAACACAUCAAAGCAGAAUAGAAUGUUCUGAUUGAUCAAAGCCAAAUAGAACACUGAUUCAUUCUAUACAGAAAAAGGGACGACCUGAUCACACGUCGUAUCAAAUCAAUCCACAGAAAGUAGUCUGUCUCAUUCCCCCUCUGCCUGUUGACCUUGUGGAAAAAACGUUAGUGUGGUCUCAGGCUGGUCUUGGUCGUGGGGAAAUAAUGUCAGUUAGUGGGCACAGAUAUGAGAGCAGCCUGAGGAGCUACUGGACCCCAACCAUCAACCAUCUCUGAGAGGGAGAAGAGGAGCAACAUCCUGUCACUUUGGGGUCCUGCUCACCCUGUCAGGAUUCUUAUUUUCAAAGUGAUACCUGUGUCAUCUGUUGAUUGUGAUGAGCUUUGAGAAAGACUUGAUGAUGAGUGGUGAUUUAUAAAGAUUGAGACCUGGAAAUGUUGAAAUGUUGUGUUGUUUUGGUGUCACUAAAGUUCAGGAGUUGUUUACACAGUAAGUCGAAGCUUCAGCCCACACCUUUCGUUCAGUUUGAUCCCUGAAUGUUCACAUUUUUAAUUUAAACCUUACUUCUGUUUAAUUUUUGAAAGGACAAAUUGUUCAUGCUGACCUGAAAUGAACUUAAUUCAUUCACUUAACGGAAUGAGAUUUCACAUAUUUAUCAUCAGUUUGUAUCAAAUCUAAUUUAGAUGCUCUUCUCCUUUUGUUAAUCAUCUGUGUCUCUCCACAGGAAAUCCUCUUUUACACGUGUCCAAUGGUAAACUUAGACAAUCCUAACCUCCAUCAUCACUCCUGUCUCCUGCAGUAUUCUGCUCUGAUUUCCUGAAACUGCACGUUACUUCCUCCUGCAUGUUUCCGCACUGAGAGACCGAACGUUUCUUUUCUCUGAAGCAGUCCUUGUGUCGUGUUCAGCAGCUUUAAUGUUGUGUCCGGUCUGGAUUUAGAGCUCACCUCGGCUGGAUUUGUCUUCCUGCUCUUCCACAGUAGAGCUAAACCCUCCCUGCAGCAUCCGUCGGUGGCCUGUUAACCUUCAUCUUCUUCUUCCCUCUGAGCUUCAGUGUUUCGUCACGGCUGGUUUCCAGAGUCUGUCUUCUCUUUUCUCUGUGCUGUUCCAUGUUGUCUCAGAGCGCUGCAGCCUGCAGGAAACACAGACAUGAUCACAGAUCUGAACCCGCCCUGUAGUGGCUUCACAUUAACAGCAUGAGAACUACAAGGUCUCCUGAAGGCUGUAGCUGUAGUGACACUCUGACAGAGACAGUAUGAAACAUAAAGCUGUCCUCACACACACACACACACACACACACACACACACACACACACACACACACACACACACACACACACACACACACACACACACACACACACACACACACACACAUACACACACACACACUGAUGGUGUUUCUUUGUUUUCAGUGCGAAACAGGCUGAGAGAAAUCGUGGGAGCGUCCACCAACUGGAGUGAUCACCAGCAGGCGAUGGCCGAGCGCGUGUCGCUGUCCUCCAUGUUGGCGAAGUCUCAAAACGACCUCCCAGUGAAGUCGAUGAAGGACAGCUACCUGGAGGUCCACCUGCCUCUGGGCUCUGAACCACAGCUCCGAGAGAAAUACCUGACCUUUCACAACACUGUCAGGUUUGGGAGAAUCCUGGAGGACUUGGACAGUUUAGCAGUCCUCAUCUCGUACUCUCACACGUACAACACCGCCCUGAAGAGGUCUCCUCUGUCCAUCGUCACAGCGCUGGUGGAUAAGAUCGACAUGAGGCAGCACAUCAUCUAUCCUGACUGCGACAUCAAGUUCACCGGUCAUGUGACGUGGGUGGGGAGGACCUCCAUUGAAGCCAAGAUGCACAUGUCACAGUACCGGGACGGAGCUUACGGCCCCGUGCUGGAUGCUACGUUCGUCAUGGUGGCUCGAGAUCCAGAGAACAAGAGGGCAGCUUUUGUAAAUCCACUGAAGCCAGAGGGUCCAGAGGAGGAGAAGAUCUUCCAGCAAGGAGAAGCUAAUAAAUCCCGCCGUCAGGAGCUGAGCACGGCCUCUCUGCUGAAGGUGGCUCCGACAGACGAGGAGAGGAAGGUCGUACACAGCCUGUUCCUCAACACCCUGGACACAAAGACGGUCAGUUUCCGCAGCAGACUGCUGCCUUCAAACUCUGUGUGGAUGGAAGACGCCAAACUGAAGGGCCUGGAGAUCUGCCAUCCUCAGGAGAGGAACAUCUUCAACAGGAUAUUUGGAGGUUUUCUGAUGAGGAAAGCUUACGAGCUGGGCUGGGCCAACGCCUGCUCCUACGGAGGAUGCCGCCCGAGUCUCAUGGCUGUGGAUGACAUCCUCUUCCAGAAGCCGGUGGAUAUCGGCUCCCUGCUGCUGCUCUCAUCUCAGGUGUGUUACACUCAGGAGAACUACAUCCAGGUGAGAGUUCACAGCGAGGUGUUUGACCCCCUGACCCGCCAGCACAACACCACCAACGUCUUCCACUUCACCUUCGUCUCCGACCGCGAAGUCCCCAACAUCAUCCCGAUGACGUAUGGAGAGUCCAUGCUGUAUCUGGACGGGAAGAGACACUUUAAUCAGACUGUGGAGAACUGAAGGAGCCCGCCUCCUGCCUGACGAAGCCUUACAGAGUCUGACCUGCCUGUGUGUGUGUGUGUGUGUUUGAGUGUGUGUGUGUGUGUGUGUGUGUGUGUGUGAGAGAGAGAGAGAGGUCAGUUAAGAAGAAUGAAAGCAGCUUUUUUUUAAUAUCACACCUUGUAAACGUCACACAGCUCACAUGUUCGAUCGUGUCACUUUAAAUGUUGUUGUUUACAUUUGAGUGUGGAGAGAACGACGACAGAGCAACGGAACUUUAUAUUCUUUGGAACGUACUGACACUUCUCUUCAUGGUUACUUUCAGGAGUCAGCGUUUACAGCGUCACGUCUUACUGAUGAGAGUGGAGCGAACGUUCAUUCCCUCGCCUCAUGCUUACCUCAUACUCUUUAGUCCUUCUUCAAAGAUCGCAUGGCUUUACAGAUGUUACAUUUUUAUAUUCCACCGCCGCUUUUACGCACAAUACUCUUUGACUUUUUAUUUUGAAGCUUUAUUCUGAAUGUGUCAGACAGCUGUGGGAGGGAGGAGGUGUACUUUAUGUGUAUUUACUCAAAUGCAAUAAAUGGAUUCUUAUUUA